AUGUUCUCUUUGCUGCAAUUAGUGUGGAUUUCGGUCUGUGGGUUAUCUGCUUCAAGUUGUAAAGGACACGAGUUCAGAAGCGGGGCAUAUGUAAAGCUGCAUUCAAAUGCUCAUUGUAAAACCGUUGUUUAGAGUGAUGCGUUACUUUCCCUUUAUUUAUUGUUUUCCGUGACCUUUGUAUUUCUUUGCAAAAGAACUGACUUUAAUGCUGGCGUUGCACUGCACUGGACUGUAAGAGAACUGUCUUUAUACGUCUGGAAUAUGCAGUUUGUCUUUGCAUCAGUUUGCAUUCCUCAAAAGAAUGCAUUACCUAAUACUUUAAGUAUAAUGAAAAAUGUGAGGCAAUUAACAGUCAUAUCUUUAUUAAUUUGCAGAAUGUACACAAAUAAACAUGGGAUUUGCAUCAUUUAUGCCACUGUGUCAGGAGGCAUUUAAUAGUUCUUGGCUAAAAAUAUCUUUGAAACGCAAAACAUCAAGCAACAAACAUGUGGUUAAUCAUGUGACAAAGUGUACUUUGUUAGUUGUGGAUGUAUUAUGUAAAAGUUAAAGUGGGAGUGAAUUCAUCACAAACUCUCCUUCAUGUCUAGUUUUCCCUAUAGCACGAGAAGGCAUCACAAGCUCCGUCAGCUCCGCCCGUCGUCUUAUUUGAAUAAUAUAUGCAGGCGUCAUAUGACGUCAGAAGCUAGCCUUACAAAUACAGACCGGUGGCAGAAAUAGCAUCAGACAGUCGCUUGAAAAAUCAGCGAAGCUGACGAACUGACACAGCACUGCGCUCAGCUAGAGAGGAGUCAGUGCAUCGCUACUAAAGACGAAACAAACCCGGAUCUAUCCUUCGGAGACCAACCAAUCGCAAACGUGGCGAAAAGUAUAAUCCAAACGAGUCUGGUACUCAGCAUGAACACGGAGAUGUUCGCUAAAACGCCAAUGGAGGUAGCCGUCUACCAGUUGCAUAACUUCUCCAUCUCUUUCUUCUCCUCGCUACUCGGAGGAGACGUAGUAUCGGUCAAACUUGACAACAGUGCCUCUGGUGCUAGCGUUGUGGCCAUUGACAACAAGAUUGAACAGGCAAUGGAUCUAGUCAAGAACCACCUGAUGUAUGCAGUGCGUGAGGAGGUGGAGAUCCUCAAAGAGCAGAUCAAAGAGCUGGCAGAGAAGAACAACCAGCUUGAGAGGGAGAACUACCUGCUCAAGAACCUGGCUAGUCCGGAGCAGCUGGAGAAGUUCCAGUCUCGCAUCCCAACAGAUGUGCUGCUACCCCUGGACAAUCAGAGCGUCCAGAUGACCCCAGAGCAGCAGCAACAGCAGCAGACCUGUAACCACAGCACUGGCUCUGCUGUAUAAGUGGCUCUGUCUUGGGGCGGGCAGAGCCACAGUCUCUUUCCAGUAAUGGACCUCCAGUUGAACGUAAGCGUAACUAAAUCGCCGCCACCGAGACGCCUUCGAAACAACGAGGGCGAGGCAUCGGGGCUGUAAAUGAUCGAUGGGACACAAAUGAACUGUUGACACUGAUAAGCACAAACCAGAACUUGAGAUGCUCUGACUGGUGCCAUGUCAGGCCCAUCCUCUGAUACCGUCCAGCUCCUUGUGGUAGUCUCUUUUUGUAGACACAAGCGUUAAGAAUAGAGAGGGCAGACUAGACACAGAUGAGCGCUUGCUUUCAGACAGAAGGGGGUUUCCCUGCUUAGCCAAACUCUUCCAACAAACACCCUUUGCUCUCUGGAGAUGGGGAGGUGGGGGGGUCUGGAGGUGUUGAUUGGGCUGGCCCCACAGGCGCUAACCUGGAAAGUGUGGGGAGUUUGCUCCCUCAUGACCCAGAUGAGAUCCAUCUGAGACGGUCCUCCAAGUCUCAACAUAAACAGCCCCAUUAUGUGGAUUUGUCCCAUCUCAGAAUCCAAGUUUCAAGGACUUCCUGCUGCACAUUUAAGCCUCAUUACAAGGACUUCUCCUGUACCUGCAGUAUAAUUCUAAUGUGUUCAUGUACAUUUAAACAUAAGAAUAAAUAACAGGAUAAGCUAAGGAGACCGAAGUGGAGGUUAAUACAGUGUAGUCUCUUAGAGCAGGUGAACUGCAGCAGUAGACUGAUCAGUAUACUGUUAUUAUUCAUAAACAUGUAUUCUUGUAUGUUUUGCAGAUGGGGCUUGCUGCUUAUGGGGGACAUUAAUUCUGCAAUAUCUGUUUUUGUUUAUGAUGCUGAACAAAAAUCAGUUGUUUGUACUAUAGGAGCAGUGUACAGUCGCUUUUGAAUUUUAAUUUUUUUUUUUUAUUUUGGAACGAGUUGGGCUGUAUCUGCCCAUGUUGUUUGCCUAACUUACAGGAUAACUACUGUGUAAAUAUAGAGGAAAAGUCCUGAGGUAAACAUAAUGAAGAUGGUUUGCAAGCAUAUGCCUGCAUUUUCCGCUGCAGAUGCACUCCUGAUUUUCGCAGCGUCAUACAGUAUCUGGCCUCCUUUCUUGUUCUGAUGCCCACUUGAAAACAAAUGGCAUGAUGACAGUGCCUGUAAGGAGGAGAGGAACACAUUUCUACACUGAGCUCAGUUGUUGUUUUUCUAGCUACCAAAGACUUUUUUUCCCACACAGCAACAGAAGCUAAACAAACCUAGACCAUGUGUAAAACUUCACAGGGAGAAGUCUUGCUUGUAGCUAGUGCUAAUGACAGUUUGUUUUGUAAAGAUAACGGUAUUGUUGCUGUAAAGUAUCCUGGAAAUGGUUCACUAUGGUGUUUUUGGAUACAACUGCACAUUUGCAAUAAACCUUAUGUUUACAUAAUA
Molecule: messenger RNA, 2767 nt
Organism: Melanotaenia boesemani (Boeseman's rainbowfish)
Lineage: Eukaryota; Metazoa; Chordata; Actinopteri; Atheriniformes; Melanotaeniidae
Gene: tsc22d3
Product: TSC22 domain family, member 3
Exons: 3
Coding region: 895-1341 (148 amino acids)
Biological process (GO): regulation of transcription by RNA polymerase II
Source: RefSeq, a predicted model, not a curated record